AUGGCAGCCGUUCUAUCCCAGCAGCUCGAGGGAGUGCGACACCUGCUUCAACGAGUCGAUAUUCCAGGGGACGGCCACUUCCAGUAUCGUUCAAUAUCGGUCCAAGUUCGAGGGCGAGGAUACGGGUUUCAAGGCCACGUGCAGAUGCGCCAGCAGGUAAUCGAGCACGUCCGCACCCACCAAGCCUAUUUCUGCGACUUUUUCGCGGGGUCACGCCCGUCGGCACAGUUAUCCAGGUGGCUCUGGCGAGCAGAUCACGGCGCUUGGGGGGACAACGUUUCACUGCAAGCAGCUUGUCGGUUUCUGAGCCGACCUAUUGCCGUAUGGAGGCGCGACUCUGCUCAACAGCCGACAGUCUUGAUACCUCCCGGUUACGAUGAGUCCAACCCGGCAGACCCGGUGUACCUGGAGCUAGACGAGCGCAGCAGAGGCCAUGAACAUUAUUCCGCACUCCGGCUGGGCCCCGCAGGUCUCGCUUCCCGCAAGAGGUCGUACCGAGAUAACCCGGUCUUGCUUCAGAGGGAACGGGAGCGCAACAAUACCCGCAUGAAGACACAACGUGACGACCCAGUCUCGCUCCAGCGGGAACAGGAACGCAAUAAUGCCCGCAUGAAGACACAACGUGACGACCCAGUCUUGCUCCGGCGGGAACAGAAACGGAACAAUGCCCGCAUGAAGACACAACGUGACGACCCAGUCUUGCUCCAGCGGGAACAGGGGCGCGACGCUGCUCGCAAGAAGACACAGCGUGACGACCCAGUCCUUCUCCAGCGGGAACAGGAGCGCAACGCUGCCCGCAUGAAGACGCAACGUGACGACCCAGUCUUGCUCCAGCGGGAACAGGAGCGCGACGCUGCCCGCAAGCAGACAGAACGCGACCAGAAACGACGUGCUCUUCCUGACCCUGCAGACGCCCUGGCACUGCUGGACCGCCUCCACGAGGAAUCCGGCUAUCAGGUCUCCAGACACUCUCGGCGCCUCCGCGGCACGUCCGCGACCACGCCCCCCGCAGACCGGCUCGCGCAGCGGAUCGCUGACGACGUGCUUCAGUACUGCACUGUCACGGAGGACGACAAGCGCAGACUUGUCUCGUCCUAUGCCCACGUGAUGUCCCACGACGCUCUCCUGCCAGGCUGCGGGACUUGCGGGCGCCGGGAUCCCCAGCACCCCGCCGAAGAGACGUGCACGUUGGAGCCUCUUCCUGCAGACCACUGGAUACGAUAUUCCGACGCCGACAUGCAGACGUUGAACAGCAUGCCACAGGUGACGUUGGUGAACGAGGAUGGCGCCCAACGCGUCGUCGAAACGUCUUUGCUGAAGAGUCACUGGCAGGACCCUCGAGGCAAUGUCUUCCACGUCCACCCAGAGCUAGUAAACGACGAUGGCGACGGUCAGCACUUCGUGUUCUUGUGCCCUGUGUGCUCUAGAGCAGCCGUCCAAAAGAGCGCACCUCCACCACCUUUCACGAUAGCUGCUGGCGUCGACUUUGGCCUCCUCACUCGGCUUGGCAUGGAUGCCCCUUCCGACCUCGAGGCUCUCGCUCUGGCUGACGUUCGUGCGUACAGUCUCGUGGCCAAAGUUCACGCGCCGCGCAGCCGCGCGACACAGGCGUCCCGUGCCCUGCUCCGCGGCCACAUGAUCUCCUUCCUCCAAGACGGACCGGCUGUCUUGGGUAAGCACUUCGACGAAGCUAGGUUGGCUAAUCUCUUGGCCAACGUGCAGCUGGUGUUCGUGGGGCCCAACGGAAAGACAACGGACCUCGAGCGCCGGGCCCUGGCUGUACCUGCGCUGCAGAUGCGCCCGCACGUCCUCUACAACCACCUCGCUGUACGACAUGUCCUCGGGCACGUCUCCGACAUCAGCCUGCCGUCUGUCGAUGACCUGGGAAGCCUGCUCGCGUCCUUGCGAGCGCGGCUCGCUGCCAGGGCUCGGCACGUCGCCGACGACGCCGUUGAACAAGCCAGCAAACCGUCUGACGUAGCGAAUGUGAGAGACGUGGCAAUGCACGACGACAUCCAAGCCGUGCACCUCCCCGCGCCUUCCUCUGAAGAUCAGGGCCCGUCAGUCAGCCUUGAUCCCGUCGGCGUGCUGGCGCAAACUACAGAUCCCGUCACAGGCACCAUCCUCGACGGUCUCAUGGGCGUCCUACAAGGGGGAUCUGAUGGGCAGGGCGGCGACGCGCCCGAAUCCACCGUUUCUAGGCAGCCGUCGGGCGGGGGCGACGCCGGACUUGGGGACGGAACCGACGACAUCCUGCGGGAGCGCACGUGCGCGCGGGAGUUGCGGCCCAUGAACGAGUUCACAAAUAACGAUGAUAUCCUGUACGGCGCAUUCUGGUACCUGUUCCCUUUGCGUCAGGGGCUGCGUUCCAAAGGCUCUGUGAACUUCCACGAUUCUCGCCACCUGCUCACGCCGUUCCACAACGCUUUCGCGCAGCAGCCCAGCUUCCUUUUCUUGCUUGCCAAUCAGAUUCAGAGGCAUGCUGCCGCCAAGGGCGUCGGGCUGCGCGUCAAGACUGACCCAGAUAGUUUCCAGGCGUUCGCGAGCAUGAUGGCCGACAAGGACGCCUACAUGGAGCGCGUCCGGGCUGCUAAAGAGGACCCGACAAGCAAAGGCGCGAGAGAUCUCCUGAAGCAAGUCAUGCGUUUCACGGCAACCGCGGGCAAGGUUGUGCCGUGGAGCGGAGAAGAACGAGCUGGUGAGAUUACAAAGUUGUACGCCAUGUGGCGUCGGUUCGGCCCUGCCUCCGCAUUCCUCACUUGCGCUCCCGACGACGUCCACCAACCCAAGGUCAGGGGCCUCCGCGCCACGCGGCCGCCGGUCGCGGCGUCUCUCCGCCGGCGGCAGCGGGGGCUUUCUCCGCGGGGCAGUGGCGACGCGCAGGCCCGUGGGCUGGCUGCAGCGUCUCCGCGCUCUCGGCGAUCGGGCCGCCGCGUGCCGUCGGCGGAGAUCACCCGCGAUCUGGGCGCGCGGGCGCUAGCGCAGAGGCCCUUCUGCAAGGCCAUCCAGCUGAGCUACCGCGCUGGCCGGGCCGACGCAUUUCCCACUUGUCCAGCGACCCUACUUCCCGUCCUCCGCGGAGAUGCAAGCGAAGAGGCCGUCCAGAGAUUCUGCGAGGAUUCCCUGGCGUGCGCGCCAGAUGCCUCGCACGAGUUCGCUUUGGACGAAUCCUUCCUGCAGACGCUAGCUACCUUGAACCCAGUGGCCACCACCCUGGUGUACGAACAGAUGGCUGAGUCUAUAUUCACAGAGCUCGUCGGCCUGCCUCCCAACCAUCGGAGGAAGAAGACGGUUGACGCAGGGGGCGUUCCGAGAGGCUUCCUCGGCGCGCCUUUCGGCUGGAGCUUCGUGCACGAAACGAACCAGAGGAAGUCUUUCCACUUCCACGCCUCCGUCCACGCCGGCGCGUCCCCCGCGCUUUUGGCUGACGUGGCCGGUUUUCCAGCGUUGCAGGCAUUGGUGUGUCGGGCCUUGGACACCGUGUACCGCGCCUACGUCUCCCCGGAGAUCCACGCACUGGACCUCGCUCGUCGCCUCCUCCGCCAACCAGCCGCGAGGUUACCGUAUUUCCAGACGCGCAGCGUGGAGGGCGACGCAGAAAGCAUUUCCUUCGACAUCGGCGCUGCCAUCACGGCCGUCACGACUGGUUUACAUCAACACGCCAGCACGUGCCACAAAGGAGCAGCAGGGAAAGACGGGUGCCGAAUGGCCCGACCAGCAGGCCACCCAGUGCCGGAGACGCGCGUGCUGGCCGUCAAGUUAGUCGAUGACUCUACCGCGGACAUCCCCGACGCCGAUGGCGCCGUUGUCGAUCAGGGCGGCUGCGCGAACUGGGAGUGCGCCGAUUGCCGCGCAAAUUCUAAGUUCCAUGCUCGCCCUCCCGCGCAGCUGUCCGACAGCAACGCCAGUGCUUGUUUGUCCUAUGAGCUCUGCCGACCCCGCAUCACCGCUGACGGCGUCGCGUGCCGGACUCUGCGCCAAGUCCUCGGACUCGCUGAAGCAGACGUUGACGCCAUGGCUGCCUCGGAGGCGAUCAAAAUAGUGGCAAGCGUGCGCCGCGAGCUGGGCGACCUGCUCGCGCGUCGGGAAUUUCCUUCCACUCUCGGCGAUCGCAUGGCAGACUGUUCUGAGGAGGAGGCGUUCAAGCUUCUGCGAGCUUGGCGCGGCAUGACCUGCCGGAACGCUUGGCUGGUGGAGUGCUGCCCGGUCCUGUCUGGAUGCUUGGGCUGCAACGCGGCGCCGUUGCUCCUGGGCGCCGGGGAGUCCGCCAAGGCAGCGGGAAUGUACAUGUGCAAGUACAUGGUGAAAGACGCCUACGAGCUGGCGGCCUCCCUCUCCGUCCUCGCAGACGCCCGAGACCACAUUGACCGCUGCCCGUCCAGUGCAGUCGACGCUGACGCAGGCGACAGGGCCGCGAAACACUUCUUGCAACGCGUGCUCAACUCGGCCGCCACGGAGCUCGCCCCCACACAAGCGGCGGCUAUCGCUCUGGGUGCGUCUUCCAGUGGCCACUCGCACAGCUUCGUGAACGCCUACGUUUGGGACGCCGUGCACCUGCUGCUGGAGAUCCAGCGCGGCGGCUGCCUACUGUCGACAGCGUCAGCCUCGCCGGUCGCCGACGAGGCCCCUUCCGCAUGCGCGUCAUCCGGAGGCGGGGACCAAGGCGGACGCGCUGAAGGGGACGCCCCGGACAUGGUCGACGCGGCCGAGCAGCUGGACGCCCCUGUCCGGCAGGGCACGUGCAGCAUCUACAAGACUGUCGACGGGGAGUCCAUCGCUGUUUCCCAGGCGGAGCACUACGCACACCGAUCCUUGCAGCUUCUGCCCCUCAGCUUUGACGAGUUCGUCAUGUCUAUGCAGGUUGCCAAGAAGGCGCGCAGAGACCAACGAGACCAGAAACCAGGGAGGCGCCCGAACCCCACCUACGAACUCCUGGAGCCGCACCCCCUGGCAGGGCAGUACGAGAUCAAAGCCAAGGCAAAGUUUGACGUGCCCAUCUUUGUUGGGCAGCCGCCUCCCCGACUCCCGCCGCUGCUGAAAGACGCGAGGGGAGAGGCCACGGCUGCGCGGCAGCGCAAGGAGCGUUUGCACGCGGAGUACUUCACUGCCGUGUUUGCGCCUUGGCACGCAAGCACCGCCACAGGAGUCGACUGCACGCUCCACGGCUGGCAGGCCUUCCUGGCCGACGUCCAGAGUCGGAUUGCUCAGGGGCGUCUGUUCCGUAUCGAGCAGGUGGGGUAUGCACUCACCUCCAGCACAACUCAGGCGAAGGCCAUGAACGCAUGGCGGAGUCGUAACCGCACGUUGUGGAAGGAUGACCCCCUGGGCCCUGCUGCAGACGCGGCCGACGCCGGCCAGGGCGCGCCGUCCAAGAAGGCCGCGGAGGACAUCGCGGAUCUCAAGGCUCGCGCCGCUCGCAGGGCGGACAUUCGAGCCGUCAGUCGGGCCGCCCAGGCCGAGACUUGGGGCGAAGACAACUUCGCGUCUUUACGGCGGCUUUCGGCUGCAGCUUCCUCGAGCGCGACUUCGCCGACCUGGCAGGCAGACGCCCCGUCGCGGACGGGCCGCGUGAGCAUGAGGUUCCAGGAGAGUGGGGACAGGUUGGCUGCGGUGCUGCAGACGAUCGGCAAUCCCCGCUCAGUGGACGAGAUUUCCCAGAUGGCUUCACGGCGCGCCUCGGACCGCCCCGUCGUCGACGCCGACUCUGUUCCGCGGGUAUUCGCAGACGUCACCCAGCAGGAGUUUGCGACCGAGGUGGCCGAAUGGACGCGACAGUGCAGGCUCCUUACCGCAGGCGAAGCAAAGCCGCCUCCGCCUCUGAACCCCCCGCAGCGGCAGUUCGCCAGAGAUCACCUGGCCGUGCAGCAAUGCCUGGCGCGGGCGCGGGCGGCGAACACGUCGCGCUGCACUGCCGCGGACAUGUUGGAGGCGGCCGGCCUGUCGCAGAUACAUCUGCUUCAAGGGGCCGGCGGCGUGGGCAAAAGCGUGCUCCUCGGAGCUAUGAAGAGUGUCAUCGCGGAGCAGCAGCUGGGCGUCAUGGCUAUCACUGCGUGGACCGGGGUCGCGUCCGCGCCCUUCGGGUCACCGACGCUGUGCUCCCUCCUGAAGAUCGAUUUCACCCGCCUGUCGACCGCGACAUCUAUGACGGAUGACGCGAUACAGGCUCUUCGGGCGGAUUUCACUCAGGCUGUGUGCCGCCCCGAAGACUUGCUGGUCCUUGUCAUCGAUGAGUGCUCCUUCCUCGUCGCCGAGGCCCUCAGUCACGUCGACGUGCAGCUGCGACGUCUCGUGAACGAGCCAGACGCUCCUUUUGGCGGGAUUGCCGUGAUCCUCGUGGGCGACUUCUGGCAGAAGCCCCCGCCCGGCGGGAUCUCCAUGGCCGAGCAGCUCGCCGCGUCGGAGGUCCCCGAGUUGAUGCGCGGCCCCGCUCCGCUCGACCCGACCAGCUCGAAGGCCAAGGGCUUGGCGCUCUUCCGACAGGCCCUCGGAACUGGACCAACCCCACCGCCCCCGCCUGUCGCCGGGCUGGCAUUAAGCUUGAUAUUUCAUCGCCAGGCUCGCAGAACGGUCCUCAGUCAGCAGAUGCGAGCCGCCGACGACCCGACCUUUCAGAAGGAGUUGCUGCAGCUACGAGACACGAGCUGCCCGACGCCAGUCCCUUCGUCGUUGAUCAACCAUCUCCGGGAAGUUUCUCCCGAUGACGUGCGUUCCGAUCCAGCCUGGGCCUUCGCGACCAUUGCAGUGCUGUCCAACUACGAGCGGCAUCAGCUGAAUCGCCUGCAGGUGGAAGCCUUCGCGAAGGCCUUCCAGCUUCCUCUGAUCACUUGGAAGUGCCCCUUGACAGGGAAGGCUGCCGAGCUCCUCGACAGAUCCGACCUCGACGAGCUCUACGACAACGAGCCCGGGUUGUGGGGGUACUUCGUCAGGGGCGCUCCGGCCAUGCUCACCGAGAAUAUACAGCCCACGAAAUUCUUGGUGAAUGGGGCAUGCGGAUACAUGCACUCCCUUACGUUGCAGGGGGGCCUGGGGGAAGAUCUUGAUAUAGGCGAGCCCUGCCUCGAGUUUCGCAGGGUUGUGCUGGAGGAACCCCCGCUGUGCAUCAAUUUUCAACUCUCUCUUCCAGACGGCGACGAUGGCGCGGGGAUCGAGAGCCUCGUGGACGACGCCGUCGUGGUACCCAUUCUCUGCAGCAAGCAUCCGCAGGAGCAUGACAUGACGUCCCUGUUCUCCUGCGUCAAGGCCAUGCCCAAGAACGUCCGGUAUCGCGGCCACGCGAUCACGCUCGCCUUCGCCGUGACAGAUUACAAGCUGCAGGGGAAAACCAAGGACAACCUCAUCCUGAGCAUCGCGCCGCGGCCUUUUCCGCCACAUUUGGAUCUGAAGGGGUUCUACGUCGACGUCUCCCGCGUGCGCAAGCGCAGCGGCCUGCGGGUGCUGCGUCUGCCGCCGCAGAGGAUGGGCGGACUCAAGCACCUGUACAAGCUGCGCCACACGCGCGAACUGUCAGCCUGGAACGCAGCGCUGAAGAAGCCUGCCGUGAAACCGUCCAAGACCAGGAAGUCAGUCGUGAAGCGAUAG
Molecule: messenger RNA, 7578 nt
Organism: Prorocentrum cordatum
Lineage: Eukaryota; Dinophyceae; Prorocentrales; Prorocentraceae
Source: the annotation of a GenBank genome assembly